Molecule: messenger RNA, 2487 nt
Organism: Nicotiana attenuata
Lineage: Eukaryota; Viridiplantae; Streptophyta; Magnoliopsida; Solanales; Solanaceae
Product: WD repeat-containing protein 43-like
Molecular function (GO): protein binding
Source: RefSeq, a predicted model, not a curated record
CGACUUGGCAAAAGCUUCACUUGCCUUACCCUUGCCUCACCCUAGAGCCGCCCUUGGUCACCGCCCGUGCAGCAGCUGGAGUUUUUACUUUCGUUUCAGAUCAUCCCUUUCAGCAAUGGGCACAACAAAUAUAAGGGACAUUUUGACUUGUUUGAGUCCCUCUUUGGACUUCUUUGCUAUCAGUUUUGGUGAUGGCCGUAUCAAGAUAUGGGAUACACUGAAGGGUCAGGUACAAACGGAGUUUGCAGAUAUUGUGUCAACUGAGACAACAGCAAGCUUGUUUACUAAGCCAGGAGGUCAUCUUUCUAUGGAUUAUACUUGCAUGAAGUGGUUAUCAUGUGACAGAAAGAAAAAAAGGAAGCUUGGAACUUCAUUAUUGGUUUUAGGUACAGGCAGUGGUGAUGUUUUGGCUCUAGAUGUAUCUGCAGGUCAUCUCAAAUGGAGAUUUACUGAUUGCCAUCCUGGCGGUGUCAAUGCCAUCUCAUUCCCUUCACAUGGUUCAUUCAUUUACACGGCUGGUGCUGAUGGACUGGUUUGCAAAAUUGACUCCAUGUCGGGGAACUUACUGCAUAAGUUUAAAGCUUCCACUAAAGCAAUAUCAUCUUUAUCCGUUUCGUCAGAUGGGAAAAUAUUAGCAACAGCAACUUCUCAGUUGAAAAUUUUCAAUUGCUUGGAUGACAAAAAGCUCCAGAAGUUUUCAGGCCACCCUGGGGCUGUUCGGUGUAUGAUUUUCUCUGAAGAUGGGAGACAUGUACUUUCUUCUGCUGGUGGUGACCGACACGUAGCAGUUUGGAAGUUGGAUGGUAGCAAAAAGAAAUCAGCGUGCUGCUUGCUUCCAAUGGAUCACCCUGCUGUCUUUUUGGAUAGUUACUGCAUUAAAUCUGGAGUUGAAAAUGAUGCUAGUUUAGGUGUUUUGGCCAUUUCAGAAAUUGGUGUUUGCUACUUUUGGCAUGGAAAGAGUUUUGAGGAAUUGCACAAUUUGAAGCCCACAAAAAUAUGCGCAUCUUUAGAUGAUAAAAUUCUGAAGAAACAUAAAGAAGCCGUGCAUAGUAUUUUUUCAGCAAAAUUGCAAUCUAUUGGCACAUCUGGUUCCGGUCAUAUGUUUGUUGCAUAUGGCUUGUUAAUAAAACCAUCAUUUGAAAAAGUUAUGGUGCAGCCUGGGGCGGAUAUCAGAUUAAAAAGUUCACUUGACGGGAUCCUUCUACCCUUCAGUCAAUCUCGCAAAUCUAAACAAGCAUCUAACACUCAGAGUCAGGUUACUGCUCUUGAUUGUGCAAAUGCAGAGGGUGCCUUACUUCCUUUGCCUAAGAUUCUUGAUCAGGUUGGUGUCGAGCAUGGAAUUAAGCCCACAGUAAGCAAAGAUGUCAUUGGUAAACAUGGUGAAGAUGAGGUCACAAUUUGCAUGGAGGACCAGUUAAGAUCCAUAGGUAUAAUUAGCAGUGACUAUGAUCUCUCGCCUAGCUCAAUUCUUGAUCCUAAGAUUUUGAAAGGAAUAAGUGUUGAUGCUAGUAUGCCACCGAAGAAGAUGAAAUCAGCUGUUUUAUCUUUGGAGUCGCCUGAUGCUUACAACUUAUUGAAUGCCUUGGUGGCUGCAUGGCAGUCCAGAUCAAGCAUGGGAAGACAUGUUCUUCCAUGGAUAUACUGUAUAUUGGUGAACCACAAUGAAUUUGUUACAUCGCAGGAACCACUGACUCCUCUUCUGGAUUCCUUGAACAAGCUUACCAGGUCAAAGGUGGCAGCCCUGAGCUCUUUAUUGCAGUUAUCUGGCCGUUUGCAGCUCGUAAUGGCACAGAUUGAGAAGGCUGAUAAUAGGAAAAGCCCCGCACUAACACUCGAGGGGCAGAUGGAUGAAAGUGAGGAUGAUGAGGUAGAUGAAGUUAUGUAUGGCAUAGAUGAAGAAUCUCAAACAAGCAGUGACGGAGAUGACUAGGACUUUUUGGGUUUUAUAUUGCUGACCGUGUUUUGCCACCAUUCUCGUGCCAAUGAAAUAUCGGCCUGGGACCUUUUAGUAGCUUUGUGGCGCUAACAGAGAAUGAAUUUAAUAUGAUGCUCUGAAUCAAGUCGCUACAGGUAGGCAGUUGCUGUCUCAAAGGUUCCUCUUUCCUCAGCUGAAAUUGUUUGGUUGUGACGGGUUAACAACUCUUGAGGGGUGAAUCUCUGUUGUAGCGUUUCACUGUAAGUAUUGAUGGUGAAGAAGUGUGUGCCUUAAUUUGUGGGACUUGCUUAGUAGCAUGCAAGGCAAUCCAUCUUCCGUUUUCACUGUGCUGAGAGUCCAGUCCUUUUUCAUUUUUGCUUGUUGAGAAUAUUCAUUGUUAAUGAUGGGCAAAUAGCUUGGACCUUGCUGUAUUUAUUUGUACUCUUUACGAACUGGGCGGAAAAAUAGACUUUAUUAUUCUUUAUCCAGUGUUUCACGUUUAUGUGAUUUUUGGAUGUUCGUUAAUUUGAGAUAUCGUGAUUAACAGCCCGGAUUGACAAUUUUGUGAGGAA